UUUUACUUGUAACACCUAAAAGCAACUUUCGAGUAUUGAGAUUCAAUCCGUCAAACAAGUUUUUAUUUUGAGGGUAGAGUGACGAUAAGCAUAUGCAAGGACUCACGAACGACUUCGAAUAAGAUAGUGUGUACGUGUCAAGUUUGUUCGUGUACGGGGACAGGAUCACAAGAUACACUUUCAAUUUAUUAUCAAAUCAAAAUUAUUCUUUCUCGUAUUUCGUUAAAAUCACAAUCAUUAAGGUAACAACACUGGUGGCAAAAUUUCGUCCCGGGAAAGUUAUGAAAUCGUUGGCCAUGAAGUAUCCCGGCCUCCCGGGCUUAUCCCUGCAUAAGCCUAAACUGGCAAUUCAGCUUUGUUUAAAAAGGAAAUUAGAGAUUUUAUCAAUGGGAGGGCACACAGAAAGAACAAAAAUUAACUAUCGUCAAAAUGUCAUGAGUGGUGCCACAGUAAUUGAAAGAAAAAUUCUAAGCCCCACUGUAAUUGGAAUAAAAUUAAUGGUUGAAGAUCAUAGCCUGGCAUUCUUUUCUGGCCAGUGGGUUGAUUUAUUCAUCCCAAAUGUAAAUCAAGUUGGGGGUUUUUCAAUGUGUUCACCACCUUCAUUGCUUGAACAGUCUCAGCAAAUUGAUCUAGCAAUAAAGAAAUCCUCAUGGCCACCUGCUCAAUGGGUACACACAAACUGCAAAGUUGGUGACAAAGUACAAAUUCGCGUUGGGGGAGACUUCUAUUACAUUCCUCCAUCAAAUGUUCCAAUUCCAGACAUGAUUUUCAUAGCAGGUGGAGUUGGGAUCAAUCCCUUGCUAUCCAUCCUUCUCCAGCUCAAACACCAUUUUCAAAUACCAACUAAUGAAAAAUACUUACCAAAAAACAUAACAUUGCUUUAUAGUGCAAAACAGAAAGAAGAGCUACUUUUUCAAGAUACAAUCUCAGAAUUGAAACACGGCCCGUUGAAGUCGUUUGAUUGUCGUUUUUUCGUAACACGGCUUCCCGCUUCGGAAAACGACCAAAGUGGCCAAAGAGGAUCGCAAUUCAGAGACGGUCGGCUGAUGGAAAAGGACUUGCGGCUAGCCAUUAAUAAAAGUGAUAUUGACACCGUUAUCUGUUUUAUUUGCGGACCUCCACCUAUGACGGAUGCCAUCCAUUCUCAGCUUAUAAAAAUGGAAGUACCUGCUAAACAAAUCAAAUAUGAAAAAUGGUGGUGAUCCCAUAAUGAAAAAGUUAGCACAACAACUACUGCGAUUUCGAGUUGUAAUUAGUCUCUAUCGUGGUUCGUGCUGAACAAACUAAUGAUAUAACCCAGAUGACACUACACUUUGUAAUGUCAAAUUAACGCUCAAAUCGUCAUAAUUGAAAUUGCACUAGAAAUGUGAUAAUACUUACGGACUACAAUAAUCUCCCGUUUCUUGUACUCCGUCCAAAUAGUAAAUUGUAGUCGAAAGCUUGUUACAAAAAUUCAUGACACUGUGGGAAAUAGUUCAAUAAAAUAUGGGGAAACCA
Messenger RNA from Daphnia carinata, 1497 nucleotides. RefSeq names its product oxidoreductase NAD-binding domain-containing protein 1-like. Bases 282 to 1202 code for a protein of 306 amino acids. The record is from RefSeq and is a predicted model, not a curated record. Gene Ontology annotation, molecular function: oxidoreductase activity. The transcript is spliced from 4 exons. NCBI's taxonomy places the organism in Eukaryota, Metazoa, Arthropoda, Branchiopoda, Diplostraca, Daphniidae. Gene Ontology annotation, cellular component: mitochondrion.